Molecule: messenger RNA, 648 nt
Organism: Pipistrellus kuhlii (Kuhl's pipistrelle)
Lineage: Eukaryota; Metazoa; Chordata; Mammalia; Chiroptera; Vespertilionidae
Gene: UBALD1
Product: UBA like domain containing 1
Exons: 3
Coding region: 111-647 (178 amino acids)
Molecular function (GO): protein binding
Source: RefSeq, a predicted model, not a curated record
GAGGCUCGGUGAGUCAGAGCCGCACAGUAAAUAUUUGUAUUAGCCGGAGCCGGCUCGCUAAUGGUGGACGCGUGAAGCGGAGGAGCGGGCAGCGCGGCGUUGGCGGCGCCAUGUCCGUGAACAUGGAUGAGCUUAAGCACCAGGUCAUGAUCAAUCAGUUCGUGCUGACGGCCGGCUGUGCGGCCGACCAGGCGAAGCAGCUGCUGCAGGCGGCCCACUGGCAGUUCGAGACGGCCCUCAGCGCCUUUUUCCAGGAGACCAACAUUCCCUACAAUCACCACCACCAGAUGAUGUGCACUCCCGCCAACACCCCUGCAACGCCUCCCAACUUCCCAGAUGCCCUCACCAUGUUCUCCCGUCUCAAGGCCUCUGAGAGCUUCCACGGUGGCGGCGGCAGCGGUAGCCCAAUGGCUGCCACGGCCACAUCACCCCCGCCGCACUUGCCCCACGGUGCCACCGGCAGCUUUGCAGCACCCAGCUGGCCAAUGGUGGCCUCACCCCCAGGGGGACCACAACACCACCAGCCGCAGCAGCCGCCCCUGUGGACUCCAGCACCCCCUUCCCCCGCGUCAGACUGGCCACCCUUGGCCCCCCAACAAGCUGCCUCAGAACCAAGGGCCCACCCUGCCAUGGAGGCUGAGAGAUAAG